GUGAAAAGGGAGGGAUGGAUAGUAACAUCCACCUCAGUAGUUUGAUAAGUCGACACGAUGAUGAAGCCACAAGAACAUCUACCUCAGAAGGGCUGGAAGAGGGUGAAGUGGAGGGAGAGACUCUCUUGAUUGUUGAAUCUGAGGAUCAGGCAUCUGUGGACUUAUCUCAUGACCAGAGUGGGGAUUCCCUCAACAGUGAUGAAGGAGAUGUGUCGUGGAUGGAGGAGCAGCUGUCCUACUUCUGUGACAAGUGCCAAAAAUGGAUACCGGCCAGUCAGCUGAGGGAACAGCUCAGUUAUCUUAAGGGUGAUAAUUUUUUUAGGUUUACUUGUUCUGAUUGCUCGGCAGAUGGCAAGGAGCAGUAUGAGAGGCUGAAGCUGACAUGGCAACAAGUUGUCAUGUUGGCAAUGUACAACUUGUCUCUGGAAGGAAGUGGACGGCAAGGUUAUUUCAGGUGGAAAGAAGAUAUUUGCUCUUUUAUUGAGAAACAUUGGACUUUUUUACUAGGGAAUAGGAAAAAGACUUCAACAUGGUGGAGCACAGUAGCAGGUUGCCUCAGUGUGGGAAGUCCUAUGUACUUUCGUUCAGGUGCUCAGGAAUUUGGAGAGCCUGGAUGGUGGAAACUUGUUCAUAACAAGCCCCCAACAAUGAAACCUGAAGGAGAGAAGUUGUCUGCAUCCACUUUGAAAGUAAAAGCAGCCUCAAAACCAGCAUUGGAUCCCAUCAUUACUGUCGAGGGACUUAGAAAACGGGUGAGCCGGAAUCCUGUGGAAUCUGCCAUGGAACUAAAAGAGAAAAGGUCUCGAACUCAGGAAGCCAAAGACAUUAGAAGAGCCCAGAAGGAAGCAGCUGGCUUUCUGGACAGAAGCACAUCUUCUACUCCUGUGAAAUUCAUAAACCGAGGCCGCAGGCCAGACGUGAUUCUUGAGAAAGGAGAAGUAAUUGAUUUCUCAUCCUUGAGCUCUUCUGACCGCACCCCUCUAACAAGCCCAUCUCCUUCUCCCUCUCUGGAUUUCUCUGCCCCGGGGACGCCUGCCUCUCAUUCUGCCACUCCUAGCUUGCUUUCAGAAGCUGAUCUGAUUCCAGAUGUGAUGCCACCGCAAGCCCUGUUUCAUGAUGAUGAUGAACUGGAAGGCGAUGGAGUCAUAGACCCAGGGAUGGAGUAUGUUCCACCCCCAUCUGGGUCAGCAGCUUCUGGGCCAGUGAUUGGAGGCAGAAAGAAGGUCAGAGCACCUGAACAGAUAAAGCAGGAGGUAGAGAGUGAGGAGGAAAAGCCUGACAGGAUGGAUGUUGACAGUGAAGACACGGAUUCAAACACAUCUUUGCAAACAAGGGCUCGAGAAAAGAGGAAGCCUGCACUGGAGAAAGACACAAAACCUAAAGGGCCCAAGUACACUCCUGUGAGCAUCUAUGAGGAAAAACUUCUGCUUAAGAGGCUGGAAGCCUGUCCCAGUGCAGUUGCUAUGACACCAGAAGCUCGGAGACUGAAGCGGAAAUUGAUUGUCAGACAAGCAAAAAGGGAUAGGGGAUUACCACUUUUUGACUUGGAUCAAGUUGUUAAUGCUGCUCUUCUGUUAGUUGAUGGGAUUUAUGGAGCCAAAGAAGGAGGAGUUUCCAGGCUUCCAGCCGGACAAGCCACAUAUCGGACUACCUGUCAGGACUUCAGGAUUCUUGACCGAUACCAGACUGCCUUGCCAUCCAGGAAAGGAUUUCGGCAUCAGACCACCAAGUUUUUGUAUCGUUUGGUGGGAUCAGAAGAUAUGGCUGUGGACCAAAGUAUUGUCAGCCCUUAUACUUCUCGAAUUUUGAAACCCUAUAUCAGGCGUGAUUAUGAGACAAAGCCACCCAAACUACAGCUUCUGUCACAGAUUCGUUCCCACCUGCACAAGAGUGACCCUCAUUGGAUACCUGAACCCGACGCACCUCUCGAUUACUGCUAUGUCCGACCAAAUCACAUCCCAACGAUCAACUCUAUGUGUCAGGAGUUUUUCUGGCCUGGCAUUGACCUGUCUGAGUGCCUGCAGUAUCCAGACUUCAGUGUAGUCGUCCUUUAUAAAAAAGUCAUUAUUGCUUUUGGCUUCAUGGUUCCUGAUGUGAAAUAUAAUGAAGCAUAUAUUUCAUUUCUGUUUGUCCAUCCUGAAUGGAGAAGAGCGGGGAUUGCAACUUUCAUGAUCUAUCAUCUGAUUCAGACCUGCAUGGGCAAGGAUGUAACCCUUCACGUCUCAGCAAGCAACCCCGCUAUGCUGCUCUACCAGAAGUUUGGAUUCAAGACUGAAGAGUAUGUUUUAGAUUUUUAUGAUAAAUAUUACCCGUUGGAGAGUACAGAGUGUAAACAUGCGUUCUUUCUGAGGCUCCGGCGUUGAUGUGAACCAGCUCUUCCCAGAGAAAUGUGUGGGCUAUCAGGGAAUAGGUAUUCACAGAGUCCUGCAGGCAGUUAUUGGUUUCAUAGUGAGCUCAGAUCUCCUCUGCCAUUAGAUGGAUGGUCCUCCACACCUCAACUGGGGAGAACCAAGCAGCAGGCAAUGAAGUGAGUGCUGAACAGCCCUCCAGCAUAGUCACCCUCCAGUCUUUCAUGGAGCGACCUUCAACUGACAUCUUGGAUUCCACCAUUCACUAAAACUGAAUGCUGCUGCUGUCCCUCCCUCCACCUGACAGCUUGUGAGAAUAAAAGAACUUCUAGAUUGAUAUUCUUGGUGAGAGAGAAUCUGUGUGUCCUUAUUGAGAGGACAGGAAACCCAAGAAAGCACUGUGUCCUAGGAUGAGAAAUUAUGGGAUGAUUAUAAAAAGGGGAUCCCACCCUGUUCCCAGCCAGUGAUGUGCUGACAUUAGAUCCAGGAGGACUUCUAGGGCAUUGAAGUUCUUGUCUUUUGCUGACUUUUGUCACUGCCAGGAAAAAUAAACUAAAUGUCUGUGUCUA
Molecule: messenger RNA, 2917 nt
Organism: Marmota monax (woodchuck)
Lineage: Eukaryota; Metazoa; Chordata; Mammalia; Rodentia; Sciuridae
Gene: Kat14
Product: lysine acetyltransferase 14
Exons: 10
Coding region: 15-2363 (782 amino acids)
Molecular function (GO): acyltransferase activity, transferring groups other than amino-acyl groups
Source: RefSeq, a predicted model, not a curated record